Messenger RNA from Gallus gallus (chicken), 3046 nucleotides. It is a transcript of the gene TOR1AIP1, whose product is annotated as torsin A interacting protein 1. Lineage: Eukaryota; Metazoa; Chordata; Aves; Galliformes; Phasianidae. The coding region runs from base 122 to 1342 and encodes 406 amino acids. Gene Ontology annotation, biological process: nuclear membrane organization. Gene Ontology annotation, molecular function: ATPase activator activity. Gene Ontology annotation, cellular component: nuclear membrane. The record is from RefSeq and is a predicted model, not a curated record. The transcript has 6 exons.
GUCCCACGUGACGCGGAAGCGGCGGGCGCGCAGCUCUCCCCGCCUGGGGAAGUGAGGUUGGCGGAGCCGCCCCCGCUGCGGAAAGGCGGCAGGUUCGGCGCUGCGCGGAGCGGCGGACGGGAUGGUAGGGGACGGCGAGGAGCAGGCUCCGCCGCACGCCCCGGAGCUGAAACACAGGCGGAAGAGCCCCCGGUUCGCGGCCGAGGCCGAGCCUGACUCCGGUGGGGCGCAGGAGGGAGGCGAGCCGGCCUUCGGCAGCCCGGGCAGCCUGACCCGGCCCCCCAUCCGCGCCUGCAGGGUGGUAGGUGGUUCUUCGUCUUCCUUCCUGCCGGAGAGCCCAGCAAAGGAAAAAGUGAAUGAUUAUGAUGUGAGUGAACCCAAGAAUCCAGCAGGGGAUCAGCCUAAUGCUUAUACACCGUUGAAAGAAAGUAAGGCUGACUUCUCUGAGAAAACUCAAGAGUACCAUGCUACAAAAUCACAGAGCAGAAGUAAAUUCCGAGAUCAGCCCAGCACAGGGAAGCAGUCACAGCACUUAGCCAAAAAGGAUGGAUCACAGAGUGGAUUUCCCAAGGGAUGGACUUUGUUACUUGUUCUGUUAGUUAGUAUCUCCUUGUUUUCCAUCCUGUGGAUUAAAGGACUAAACCUUCCAGAUGCAACUUUGUCAAUUAGAAAUACUCAAAUUCUACAGGCGUUUCGGACCCGGAUGAAGAAACUCAGAAAUACAUACCAAAGUCAGGACCCCAAUCUGUGGAAAAGAACCCAUGUGUUCCUUGAGAGGCACCUGAAUACUUCCCACCUGCAUUUGGAGCCAGCCAUCUUACUGUUCACAGCUGGCCAAGAAGCUGAGAAAGCACUGAGGUGUCUUAGUGAUGAGAUCGCCAACGCUUUUGCAUUCUCCCAGAAUGGAACUACAAUCAAAAUUAAUGGGGCUGACAAAGCCAUACUGGACAGUGAUGUUGUUAAGCUGGAGGUAGAUGAUGAGCUCAGCUCAGGGUUCAGGGAAGGCAAGAAGGUAGCAGUGGUGCAUCGUUUUGAGUUACUGCCUGCAGGCUCCACCUUGAUCUUCUACAAGUACUGUGACCACGAAAAUGCAGCAUUUAAGGAUGUGGCUCUUCUGCUGACAGUUCUCCUGGAUGAGCAGUCACUGAGAAGAAGCCUCACCUUGAAAGAAGUUGAGGAGAAGGUGCGGGAUUUCCUUUGGACCAAGUUCACUAGCUCAGAUGCUCCUAGUUCUUUUAACAGCAUAGAUACAGAUAAGCUGAGUGGAUUGUGGAGCCGUAUUUCUCAUCUUGUCUUGCCUGUUUGGCCUGAAAAGGGCCUCCCUAUAGAGGGAUGCACAUAACAGGUUUUAGAGUGGCCUUCAGAGAGGAGGAAGACAGAAAAUGUGAUGUGAUGGCUGAACAGGGAAGAACUGCAGCUGUUGAGCUCUGACACACACAGUUUCUGUGCAAAGAAACUUCAUCAAGUGGCAGGGGUUACUUCUGCUUGAGUAGCUGGGACUGGGACUCUGAACAAAACCUGCAGAAUGUAAGCAAGGAACUUGCUAGUUUUUGGUAAGUUGUCUUCAGUGACUUACUCAGGUUUGGUGUCUCGGAAUUAGAAGCAAGUGUGUGCCACUGCAGAACCACUCAUCUGCUUGUGAAGUUGUCUUGGUGCGCUGCUGUCUUUGCUCUGAAGAUCCUUUUCUGCUGAUAGGUAAAGCUAGUAUCAUGUGUGAUAAGGUAACGAGACAAAAACCUUAAUUGGACAGAAUUUACCUUUCUCGGAAUACAUUAACGAUGAUGAAGUGACACGAAUCCAUCUAAUCACAGCAUAGAUGUCAGCUAACUCUGGAGACUUCUUGAAACGGCAGAAUUGCCUGAGAGGUUUGUGACUUGUAGAGAAUGUUUCAGCAAGCAUUUCUUCCUCAAGUGAGCCUGCCCUGACCAGUUUGGAGAGUGAGAGAAGCUGAGGUACAAAGUAUUAGCUUGACACUGGUAGCAGAUGUUAGUUAAGUGAUUCCUCAGCAUCUCUUUGCAUCACUGCUGCAGAAGUUCUGCAAGUCUUAAAGUUUGAAGAGAAUUGGAAAAAAAAAAUGCCUACCAUGUGUGUACUAAAUGUUACAUCUCCUUUUCAAAUAAAUCCUUAGGCAGACAUAAUUAUUUCUCACCUUAGGAAGAUAAUUAUUUUUGCAUUAAGAGAAUGUAUUUAUUUGUGGUACCCUGUAAACUAGAAAAUAAAUCUUUUUUUCUCAUGUGCCUGUGUAUAACCUGCUGCUUGCUGCAUAAGCUUUUAGUGAAGAACAGAUUCGCAAUGCAUGUUUUUUAAAAUACAUUUUAGAGUGCCUCCUGCCAGGAAUCCCUCAUACCAGGCUAAAAAUGUCUUUCUGUUGUAAAUAUUUCUUGUAAAAAAAAAAAAAGUGAAUUGCAGCACUUCCAUUUCAUUACUAUUCGUGUAUGCUGUUAAACCAUGGGUCUGCAUGUAUUCAGUUUUGAGUAUGGAGGAAUGUAUGAAUACUGCUCUCAAAUGAAUAGGUCAUUUUCUUGUAACAGCUGAGAGCUCAGUGGUUCUUGGGUCCAUCCUUUACUCACAAGUCCCUUGAGCUGUCAUGUUGUCAAGGAGAACAUCUUGGAAGUGCUGGAGCUUCUGGCUUUGUUGUGCUAGCACAGAUUUGGGUCUGGUGUGGAAUUGACCAAAAUCACCCUAAGUGUAUAAAAGAGUGCAGAUGGGGGGGGGGGGAGAGAGAGAGCGUGCUGUGGUUGCUUGAGCCAGUGGUGGAGUUGUGUUUACCACUGAGAGCCAGUACUGAAUACCAGUUCUUAUUUUAAUGAGAAUACAAACAGUAAGAAGACAUGGGAGUGCUGCUGUUCUAGAUGUCUAAGAGUAGCUCAGGAAGAAAAAGAUGGCAUUUACAUUUUGAACAUUUCACUGGACAAAUGCUUUUUUUUUUAAAGAAAAAAAACAAACUGUGACCUAUUUCUGAGUGUAUCCUGAUAAUGUAUCUGCUUGUAUGUUAUUGUAAACUACUUUAGUAAUCAUUAAACAUAAAUUUACUUGUUUUAUAAAA